Messenger RNA from Topomyia yanbarensis, 22987 nucleotides. RefSeq names its product voltage-gated potassium channel subunit beta-2 (gene Hk). The transcript is spliced from 3 exons. Gene Ontology annotation, cellular component: voltage-gated potassium channel complex; cytoplasm. Gene Ontology annotation, biological process: regulation of potassium ion transmembrane transport; potassium ion transport. Bases 4451 to 5488 code for a protein of 345 amino acids. The record is from RefSeq and is a predicted model, not a curated record. Gene Ontology annotation, molecular function: voltage-gated potassium channel activity; catalytic activity; potassium channel regulator activity. Lineage: Eukaryota; Metazoa; Arthropoda; Insecta; Diptera; Culicidae.
CAUAGAUAUAAUUCUCGUUCAUAAGGUCGAUUCAAUGUGCCCAAUGGAAGAAAUAGUUCGAGCUAUGAAUUACGUCAUUACUCAAGGGUGGUCAAUGUACUGGGGAACUGCUAGAUGGUCUCCGGUUGAGAAUAUCUGGAAGGGUGAUAUAGGAUGACAUUUGGAGAAAAAAUGAUCUACACAUGAGGAAUUCCGUGGCAAAGCGGCUGGUCAUAAAACUCGACCAUCCCCGGUAUUAACGAAAAUUUGAAUUGAAUAUAAUGAAUUUCCAUGAUUUUCACAGACAAUCAGACCAUUUUUAUUCAAAGGGUUUUUUUAAAGAGCGAAUGUGUUCUUGUAUGCACUACGUACACACAAUAAAAAUACCAGCACGGUAUUUCGUACAGCAAAACGGGUGUACCCCAUUAGGCAUAAAUACGUUAGGCAUAUGGACGUAUGACAUACGUACGUUAGGCAUAAUGGAUGUUAAGCAUAAAGACGUUUGGCAUAAUGGACGUUGGGCAUAAUAUGCGUUAGGCAUAAUGGACGUUAGGCAUAAUGGACAUUAUCAUGUUUAAGUAUCUUUAAGGAAAUAACUUUUUUGUGGUAACAGCUUCGGGUGGUAAGAGCGCAAAUGUUUGGAAUUUUUUGAUGUUGUAGAAUUACUCUGGAAGCUGAUAAAACUCGAUCAACAUUUUAUUCUAUUGUAAAUACCUCAAGAAAUCUUAACUCAAUUACAAGAUGCAGAACGAAUGCUCAUCGAAUGAACAAAUGGCACACCUCUAAAAUAGACUAAAUACUGUUGUUUAAAAUCGGUCUAUUUUGUAUUAAGGUAUGAAUAACGCACAUCAACCUCUUCAUGCCCAUGUUGUUUGUAAACAAAAAAGUUUUUGUACUGCUAAAACUUUUAAUUUAGGAAGAAUUUACACACAAAAACAAGUAAGACCAGUAACUGUGACUAUUAGAAGUGAAGUUAUUGCUAUGUGUCUGAUAUAACUCUGUUGGAGCAGUACUACCAGAGAUAUUUACAGUUAGCGUCGAUAAAUGAAAUUUUGAUAUUAUCUUCAUUGUUUUUUAUUAUCAUUGAAAACUGAUAAAAUGUAAAAAACAUCUUCGACUAUUUUUUUCUAGUAUAUAGAAUAUUGAAAAUUUUCUAGGACAAUUGUGUUGAGCACCGGAAGGUAAAUAUUGAGCAGCUUCCAGCACUGCAAAAAAAGCAUCUUUCAAAGCAUGUUUUUCGUGUUUCUUGAACUGUAUGAACGCUACAAAAAAGUUGGGCAUGUAAGGGUUAACUUAAAUUAUUUCUUCAUGCAUGCAAGAUGAAUUGUCCAAGAAGAAAAUAUAUAACCUUGAAGAACAGCUCAUGAAAUAAAGAAUAAUGCAUUUUAUUAUUCAUUCAACGAAUAUUGCUGGUUCUAUAUUAAUUAUCUCCCAUAUUCUUAAGCACAAUGAUUGCCAUCACAAAUAGAACUACGGAAACUCUUUGAUGUGAGAGAGAGUUUAAUCCUGUACUAUGACGAUUUACCGAAUCGAAAAAGGUAUCGUCACAAGCUUAAAAUCUGUAGCCUAAUGUUGAUCCUGUACAUAACACUGCCAGUUUCCAUAGGAUCCAAAACUUAAUGUCUGUUCAUUAUUUUGCUUUUUUAAAUAUUUGAAUGCAACUGUACUGGUAAUACAUCUAAGAGGCUUGAAAUAUGCUUGUACCAAAACUGUUCACUUAAAUUAAGGGAUAUUUUUUAUUGCACCCAUACUUAUUCAUUGAUUUGUUUUCCCUUUUUUACGCUACCCGUACAUAAUUAUGUACUUUGAAAUUGUAACUGACUCCUCCUAUUUUGAUGUACAUAGAAUAGUUUAAGUCAGGUUAGCUAGGUUAGCUCGUAAGAUUUUAAAAUGGAAUAAAUCACAUUAUGUUAAACAGCCAACAAGGGUACAGGCUAAAAGUUUAAAAUAUCACGUAUCCAAAAUGGCGACCGUGAAAAGUAAAGUGAAGGCAGCACAAGUGAUAAUGAAUUUUCGUCGCUCUCGAUUUAUUGGAUUACUAACUUGCAAAAAGUUCUUCAAUUCACCGGCACAUUUCUUAGACAAUAGCCCGUACUAAACGGACAGCUCGUAAAUCUACUGGAGGUAAGGCUCCGCGUAAGCAGCUUGCCACCAAAGCUACCUAUGAAAGUGCUCCAUCCACUGGUGGUGUCAAAAAACACCCCACUGAAGAACUCGAAAUAUGAAGUGAAAAUGGACAUCUAACACCCACUAGUAAUCGUUAGAACGAACUCAAAUUAGUGACAAGAAAUCCAGAAGAAAAUUCACACAAAUAACAGUUAACUAUCCAACCGAAUAACACCAUGAGGAAGUGAAGCAGCUGUACUGUAUACUAGUAAACGUUAGAACGAACUCAAAUUAGUGACAAGUGACAAGAAAUCCAGAAGAAUUCACACAAAUAACAGUUAUCUAUCCACCCGAAUAACACCAUGAGGAAGUGAAGCAGCUGUACGGCAACAGUUUGGUACCGAUGCCGCCACACCCGCUACAGACCCACGAAUUGUUGCAAAUUAAGCAGUUGUACGGCAACAGUUUGGUACCGAUGCCGCCACACUAGCCAUAGGCCCACGAGUUGUUCCAAAUUAAUUCGACACGUCAGUUUGUCUUCACAUCUCGCCCUGAGCAGACGCAAAAAAUCGUCCCGCGCAAGUGAAACAGUCAAUUCUACCUAAAAAUCAAUCGGUGCCUAUCACACAAGCAGUCCAUAUAACAAUAGCCUAUACCUACUGUGCGAUUUAAUGAUGAGUGACGGUGCCCAGCAAAAAGCAACCCAGAUACGGCCGAACUGUGUUGCUGUUGAUUUUUCAAAAAGCCCCGUAAGACCAGCCAUUCGGGAAGUGGAACAGUUAUUAAAAGUGCAGAUGAAACUCAAUCUGGCUGAAGUGAAAAACCUACAAAUGCAUCAUAUCGAACAUUGCGUGCUGAUUUCGUUCAACAACAUUAACCAAGCUGAGUCAUUCGCCUCGCGAAACAACAUGCAGCACACCGCCGAAUGCGGCAAUGUUAAAUAUAGCAUUCCCGUAUACAUCGAGAACGGCGCUGUAGAAGUUCGUGUCCAUGAUUUGGCUACACGUACCCCUGACGGCGCGAUUAAAAAAUGCUUGCAAAAAUACGGAGAAGUAGACUCCGUUACACAUGAGACUUGGAGGAAUUUUUUCCCGGGCAUCCCUAACGGUGUUCGUGUGGUGAGAAUGCGUGUGACUAAGCCAAUUCCCUCAUACAUAACCGUCACAGCGUUAGGAAGUGACAAUGUUCUCAUUCAUCAAACAUCACUAGUCACGUACCCAGGGCAAAUUCCUACGUGCCAGACACAAACUGGAACAUCUGACCGCGAGCAGCAGGAAAGUACUACGGAUGAGGACAUGGACAUGAACGACAACGCGAAAGAAGACAAACGGAUCGAACCUCAAAUGGCAGUGGACAACACUGGCAAUAUUUCGCCCCCUAGAAAAAGGAUCUCAACACGCAGCAGAAAGCUGCGUCUAAACGAGACAAAAAACUUAACAUAGUUGUUUUUUUUUAUUUAUUGUAAAAAACGAACAAUCGGCCUCGUUAAGCUACCGCAUUUGGGCCUAAAUAAAUUUAAUAAUUAUAAAAAAAAAAUCGACACGUAGCAGUAUCUCAACCUACUCGGACGGUUUGGGUGCAUGACUGACGGAGAGUGACGGUGAUACUAGCAACAGCAGCAGAGUCCGGAGGUAAGAGUUCGAUGAAUGCGCAUGCAGUAAAAAGUGAAGAGUUUGUACAAUAGUGAAAAGAAUCGACACAAAUAGUGUCUUGUACUGUUCCAAUUGUCUUUAAAUUAAAAUAGAACAAAAACUAACCUGUCAAAGCCAACCAAGUGCAGCUAUACAAAGGUUGUUAUUUGAUUACUAUAUAGUAUCGAUUGUCUAGAUUUAUGCCUCAGUAUUAUACAGUAUGAUCUACUUAACCAAAACCUAAUUUAUGCACUACACAAUCAAACAGUAAACAGGUUUUAGCUAAAAUCUAGGCUAAAAUUGUCUAUAAAAAUAAAAUUGACAACUGAAGUAUCCGCCCAAUAACCCUAAAAGCAUAUAUCAUAGGUGGAUAUUAAAUUAUUAUAUACCGUAUAUUAAAUUUUAAUUAUUAGAUACUAAAUUACUAUAUAUUAAAUUUCGAAAAAAUGGGGUCUAGAACAAGUAAAUCCCCGACAGUAAGCGGAGAUCCGCAAAUAAAUAUUAUCAAUAGCUUGGAACAGCACGCAAAUUGGCAAGAUAACCAAGAUACGAAAUACUGGUUAUUACUGACCAUUUGCUGCAUACAAUUAAUAUUUACCAUUUACCAAACGUACACAAGAUACGUCAAGCGCCAAGCGUUUAGGAAGGCAAGGAAAUCGCUUGCAAGUCUAGAUCAGGUCUAGAAUGCACAUACAUUAGACAUAAAACAAUAAAUUUAACAAUACAAAAAACAUAUGCAAAAAGCACUAGAAACAUUAAUAAAGAUCGACAAUAAUUUAAAAAAAUCUAUCACCAAGAAAUUUUCCAAUUCCAAUUUAAUUGAAAAAGAAAAAUUAUGCAAAGCCAAUUACAGGGCAAUACAAGAAUAUCUACUAAUAAAUGAGGAUACAUUAACCUCAGAGAAAUUAUUUUAUUUUAAAAAAUCAUCGAGAACGUUAAAUUUUGAUAUUACAACUGCAAUAAACAAGAAAUUGCACAAAUUUAAAAUAAAAUUUAGAUUAAAAGGGAUAAUUUUAGCUAUCAUUUUUACGAAUCGGCUAAAUAAAUUAAAAAUCAUGGCAAAUUUCGACAUUAAAACGGCAGCGAAGCUAGCCUCUAUAAUUCCACUAUACGAUGGUAAUAAAGAAGGAGCUAAAGGUUUCAUAGAUGCUGUAAAUUUUAUAAAUACGAUCGUGACCGAAGCUCAGAAACCCACGGCGGUACAGCUAGUACUCACCAAGCUCACAGGCAAAGCGAGAAACCUUUUUACAGCGGUCCCAGCCAGCCUAGUUGAGAUCGCCCUGCAAAUUCAAUUGAACUGCACAGACAAAAACAGUUCGGAUUCCGCAGAAAACAAUUUAAAAAAUAUAAAGCAUAACAGCGACCCGCGAACUUUUGCUAAAAGCGUCGACGAACUGAGCAAUCAGCUCGCCAACGCAUACAUCCGAGAAGCCUUUCCGGGUGAAGUAGCCAAAAAGAAGACACAAAAGGCGGUUAUACAAGCACUGAUAAGCGGCUCACGCCACCCCGAAACUAAGAUGAUGUUAAGAGUCGCCAAAUUUGAUACAUUAAGCGACGCAAUCGACUUAAUGGUUGAAAACGAAACUUGUAAUGAAAAAGAAUCCGCCACCCUACUAAACAUAAAUAAAAAUACGAACAGAUGGGACAACCGAGUUAUACUUAUCCACAUAGAAACGUGUAUAAUAACCAACGAGGCCGUGGUCAUUACCAACCUCAACAGACUCGAUAUGGAACAAAUCGAUUCCCGCAGAAUCGACAAAACAUGUAUUUAGCAAGUACUGAACCGCAAUCAUGCAUGGCUGACCAAGGCCAAGCACAAACAGCUGUGCCGGUCCCUGCACCGAGCGAACAGCAACAACAACAAAUUCAAAACCAUUUUUUUGGCCAAUGUGUUGACUCUUAAUAUAAGCGCUUCUAACUUCAUAAAAGUUGGAGUGCGUAUGGCCAAUUCGAUCUGUACGUUGAUAAUAGAUUCUGGUGCAGAUAUCUCUAUUUUUAAGAGUAAUAGAGUAAUGCCCAAACAAUUAGUAAAUAAGAAUAUCAGAGUAAAAUUAUCUGGAAUAACGGAAGGCGAAAUAGAAACAACAGCACUGACCGAAACUGAAUUAAAUUUCGGAAAUAACAUAAUCAUUAAACAUAACUUUCAUCUAGUUAACGCAGACUUUCCCAUUCAAACCGAUGGCAUUUUGGGCAGAGAUUUUUUCUCCUCCCAUAAAUGUAUAAUCGAUUACGAAUGUUGGUUAUUAAAUUUCUCAGUAAAUAAUACUAACGUGUCCGUACCUAUACAAGACAGCGUAAACAACAUAAUACCGCAGAGAUGCGAAGUGAUUAGAAAAUUAAGUAACAACAAUCUUAAGGAAGACAUGGUAGUCAUCUCUACAGAAAUUGCACCUGGAAUUUUUGUAGGAAACGCUAUCAUAUCUCCACAAAAUCCCUAUGUAAAAAUAAUGAACACAACGAAAUCAACUGUAAAUAUAUCCAACUUAGAAUUAAACCUGAAAUGGAACCCUUAGCAAACUACAAUAUAAUGAAAAUUAACAAUAAAGAUAAGAAUAAUACGAGAAAUAAAAAAGUUUUAAAUGAGAUAGACAUGAAAAAUGUACCAAUCUACGCACAACAAGAAUUAAGCAACCUAAUAUUAAACUAUUCAGACAUUUUUGCACUCACUGACAAACCACUGUCGACUAACAUUUUUUACAACAAAAACAUUAACUUAAAGGACAAUACCUCCGUAUACAUACCCAAUUAUAAAACAAUCCAUUCUCAAAAUACAGAAAUAGAAACUCAAAUUACUAAAAUGCUAAAAGACGAAGUAAUAGAACCUUCAAUAUCAUCCUAUAACAGUCCAAUUUUAUUAGUACCAAAGAAAUCAAAUGAUGAAACCAAGAAAUGGCGACUAGUAAUAGAUUUCAGACAACUCAACAAAAAAUCCUGGCAGACAAAUUUCCCCUACCUAGAAUCGACACAAUUUUAGAUCAACUUGGCAGAGCCAAAUACUUUUCAACAUUAGACUUAAUGUCUGGUUUUCACCAAAUAGCGUUAGAAAAUAACUCUAGAAAAUUUACCGCUUUCUCAACACAGAGUGGUCAUUACCAAUUCACACGCUUACCUUUUGGAUUAAAUAUUAGCCCAAACAGUUUUCAGAGAAUGAUGACAAUUGCAAUGGCUGGACUAACACCAGAACAUGCAUUCGUCUAUAUCGAUGACAUAAUUGUUAUCUCCAAAUUCGACACUAUUAACAACUACCCCAUACCCAAAAAUAGUGACGACUGUAGACGAUUUGUAGCUUUUUGUAACUAUUACCGCAAAUUUGUGCCAAACUUUGCACAAUAGCACACCCACUAAAUCAACUUCUAAAGAAAAAUAAACAGUUCGUUUGGACAAAUGAAUGCCAAAACGUCUUUAACACACCAAAAACACACCUAAUCUCACCAAAACUACUUCAAUACCCCGACUUUACUCAAUCGUUUAUACUAACAACUGACGCAUCAGACGUAGGAUGCGGAGCAGUUUUAUCCCAAAUUAAAAACGGAAACGACUUACCCAUAGCUUUCGCGAGCAAAAGCUUCACUCCAGGAGAGAAAAAUAAAUCGACAAUACUAAAAGAACUAACAGGAAUACACUGGGGAUUAAAUUAUUUCAAACCUUACCUAUACGGAAGAAAAUUUACGGUCAGAACAGACCAUAGACCAUUAGUAUUUUUAUUUAAUAUGAAAAACCCAACCUCCAAACUCACUAGAAUGAGACUAGAUUUAGAAGAAUUCAACAUUAAUAUAGAAUACAUUCCUGGUAAAAGCAACGCUACAGCGGAUGCCUUAUCCAGAAUUGUUGCAACCUCAGACGAAUUGAAAGCCUUAAACGUACUUACUGUCAACAAUAGGUCCAUGACAAAAAAAAAUAAUAGCAAUAAUAAUAAUUCCAAUAUUAAUAAUAAUAAUAAUAUUAAUGAUAAUAUUAACAUCAACAAUAAUAGUAAUACCUAUAAUAAUAAUAAUAAUAAUAAUAAUAUUAACGAUAAUGUAAAGAAUAAUAUUAACAACAAUAAUAAUAUGAACAACAACUAUAAAUUACUUAACGACAAAGGACAAAUGACGAAAGGUAGAGAAACUGAUCACCUCACUAUCUAUACGACUGAAAACCCGACCGAAACAAGAAACUUACCUAAACUAAGAAUAACGGUAGAAAAUAACUAUUUAAUAUUCAAUAUAUACAAAGACGCGCAAAUGAAAAAAAUGAUAAACAGAAUCACAACAUAUAUAAGUGGAAGAAGAACUCUAGAGUUCACACUUUCAGCAUUGGAAAAAGAAAUGAAUAAGAUGCAAAUAAAGAAAAUCGCUAUAGCAAACAACGAAACAAUAUUUAAAGAGGUACCCAUAGAAACAUUUAAAGCGCUAGCGAAACAAACAAUUAAAAAUAUACAGAUAAUAAUGUAUCAACCACCCAAGUUCAUUAGUGAUCCUGGCGAGAUACAGUACAUAUUAAAAAACCACCACAAAACCCCUACAGGAGGACACAUAGGACAGCAUCGACUGUACCUGAAAAUAAGAGAAUAUUACAAUUGGAAGGACAUGAAAGGAUCUAUUUCUCGAUUCAUAAAGGCCUUGAAUCGUGCAAAAAGAACAAAAUAAUAAAACAUACCAGAGAAAAACAAAUAAUGACCAAUACACCAUCAAAACCAUUCGAAAUAAUAUCCAUAGAUACAAUAGGUCCAUUACCAAAAACAAUCAACAAUAAUCGUUACGCAAUAACGAUUCAAUGUGAAUUAACUAAAUACAUCGUAGUAAUACCCACACCAACCAAAGAAGCAAACAUAAUAGCAAAAAAUCUAGUAGAGAAAUUCAUAUUAAUGUACGGAAAAUUUCUGGAACUCAAAUCAGAUCAAGGAACCGAAUAUAAAAACGAAGUACUUGAACAGAUUUGUAAAUACCUACAAAUAAAACAAACAUUCGCUACAGCACACCACCCCCAAACAAUCGAAUCAUUGGAGAGAAAUCAUAGAUGUUUAAACGAAUAUCUACGAUCAUUCGUAAAUGAACACCAUUCCGAUUGGGACGAAUGGAUACCAUAUUACGCAUUUACUUAUAACACUACCCCACACUCAGAACAUAAAUUCACUCCAUAUGAACUAAUUUUUGGCAACAAAGCAAAAUUACCACAAGAAAAUUACCCAACAACAAUAACACCAAUGUACAAUUUAGACUUAUAUAGCAGAGAACUAAAAUACAAGUUAGAAAAAUCAAACGCAAUAGCGAAACAAAGAUUAGAAAAGGAUAAACAUUCAAGACAAGAAUUUAUACACAUACCAACAAACAAUAAUAAUGAUAAUUUCACUUCGCUACAUUAUUCAACCAAAAGGGGGAUGCUGUAACGGACUUACUUUCUAGCAUCACAAAUUAUUCCCACAAAACCAAUCCCUACAUGCACCAAUGUGAAUCCUUCUCAGGUCACAGGUCAUAAAAACCAAAUUUAACAUAUCCUUUAGUCAGGCCACUUGAAACGAGGCCACACUCAUAUUUUCCCACAGAUCGUAAAUUACUUGAGCGAUCGUUUUCAAAUCCAACUUGCAUAACCAGAUGGGCGCAUUCCAGUUAAACCAUUCUGGGUCGCACCACUUGUUAUAGCAACAUUCUCACUAGGUCAUUAUUAUGCUGAGGCGACAAAUAAGCAGCCUUGCGUAACCAAACAAAAGCACCGAUAGCAACCAAUGCACCCAUACUUAUUCAUUGAUUUGUUUUCCCUUUUUUACGCUACCCGUACAUAAUUAUGUACUUUGAAAUUGUAACUGACUCCUCCCAUUUUGAUGUACAUAGAAUAGUUUAAGUCAGGUUAGCUAGGUUAGCUCGUAAGAUUUUAAAAUGCAAUAAAACACAUUAUGUUAAACAGCCAACAAGGGUACAGGUUAAAAGUUUAAAAUAUCACGUAUCCAAAAACGUGUUAGUCACGUAUCCAAAAACGUGUUAGUGGCGGCUUGCUCCCCUCCUAUGUUAGUAAAGGAAAAAGGUAGGAAGUGGGAAACAUGCUGUAAAAUUUUGUAAAAUUGACAUUCUCGUUGGCUGGGGGAUGAUUGUAGGGGAUAUGCACACUUUAUUGUAGUUGUUUCCAUCCAGUAAAUCGCAGGGGCGUCAUGAUGUUCUUGUGACGUGUGUCGUGAUGUUCUGGAUAGAUGGUUAUCAAGAAAAGUAUGCAUUGUAGAAUUGCGAAGCAAUGCCAUAUUGUAGAUACAGGGCGAGAUAGACGAGGUAAAUGGAAGGGGAAAAUGUAUUAAACUUGGACAUCAAUAGUUUUCAAAAAGAUGUAGAUAAGAAAAAUGUAAGAGUGGUCACGGCUUGCCAGGACGUCCCGGACUGGCACAUAGCGUGAUCUACCUCACGCCCGAAGGGAAUCUAUUAGUUGGGACCUGGCAACACGGUACUGUGCGCACAGCCAAACAACAUGCUCGAUGUCGUGAUAGCCACAAUGAUUACUAUCAGCAAGUCCUAUACGACGGAGAUGCGCAUCAAAGUGUAAUGGUUAGACAUGAGCCUUGACAUCGUAUGAAUAAAGUCCCGGUUUACAUCCAAGCCCUUAAACCAAGCAUUCGUUGAUACCUUCGGGAUAGUGGAAUGUAGCCACCGUUCCAGAUGCCCCUUGCUCCAUGAAGUUUGCCAACUUUCUCUGACGAGAGAUACUGAAAAAUUCAUUGAAACAAAUUGGUCUUUCGUAAUGCGCCCACCUUGGCUAAAGAGUCCGCCUUCUCAUUACCGGCAAUAGAACAAUGUGACAGGACCCAAACCAAUGUAAUCUGGUAAGAUUUUUCAGAUAAAGCACUUAGAUAUUCCCGUAAUUUCCCCAGGAAAUACGGUGAGUGUUUUCCAGGCUUCGCCGCACGGAUGGCCUCAAUGUAGCUGAGACUGUCCGAAACGAUGAAGUUAUGGUCUGCGGGCAGGGUGUCAAUGAUCCCGAGAGUAUACUGAAUGGCAGCUGAUUCUGCGACGUAAAUUGAAGCAGGAUCAUUGAGUUUCAAUGAGGCAGCAAGAUUUUCGUUGAAGAUACCGAAGCCUGUGGACCCAUCGAGAAUUGAUUCGUCAGUGUAGAACAUUUUUCCGCAGUCGACUUGAUGGUAUUUAUUAUAAAAAAAAUUUGGGACCACUUGUGGGCGAAUGUGAUCCGGGAUUCCACAAAUCUCUUCCUUUCUGGAUAUGUCAAAUAAUACAGUUGGAGCAGAAGUAUCUAAGAGAUGAGCACGGUUAACGUUAUACGAAAAUGAAUUGAUGUUCUGUGACAUGUAAUCCAAGUACAAGGACAUGGAUCGGGUCUGAGAAUUAAGCUCGACAAGCCUUUCGAAAUUUGCAAUCACCAAUGGGUUCAAAAUAUCGCAUCGAAUGAGCAAUCGAUACGAGAGGUCCCAAAAUCGAUUUAUGAGUGGAAGGACGCCCGCCAGCACUUCAAAACUCAUCGUAUGGGUCGAGUGUAUGUAACCCAACGUAAACAGCGAUACUGGAUUCUCUCUAGUUUGAUGAAAUGUAUGCUCGCAACGUAGCGAAAAGCAGAAAUAUCCGUACUCCAUCACUGAUAAUAUCGUUGUUUGGUACAGCCUGAUUAGGUCUCCUGGGUGGGCACCCCACCAAGUUCCGGCUAAUGUACGGAGAAAGUUGAUCCUUUGUUGGCACUUCUGUUUCAGAUACCUAAUGUGACAUCCCCAGGUACCUUUAGAGUCGAACCAGACCCAGGGAUAUUUGAAUGUUGAAACCUGAGCAAAAGUUUUAUCCAUUAACUGAAGCUGUAGUUUCGCAGGUUCACGCUUCCUAGAAAAUACGACUAGCUCAGUUUUCUCCGUAGAGAACUUGAUACCCAGCUGGAGAGCCCAAGCAGACAAAUUGUCCAAGGUUAGUUAGUUAGUUGAUUAUUGCAGCUUUAACCACGGCGGGUCAUUUGCUGAUAAAAGAAUUAAAGUUAUACAUUUGAUUUGUAAUGAGAUUAUGUUGUUUCUUGUUUCUAAAUGUUCUCCAGAGUUCCGUCAGAUGCUAUCGUGAUAUUUGCGCAGGCUUGGUUGUAGGAUGGGCCGCGGGAAACCUCCCCACAACUCGGCGGAGUGUGGCAGAGGGCCGCGAUCGGGUUUCAUCAGGUUUCGUCGUUAGAUGCCGUCGUAUAGUCCGGCAUCCUUGAUGAAGGAUAGCAAUGCUUGUUCCUGGGCAGGGUCGUGCGAGAGGAUGUCUCUGAUCGAUCGCGGCAUGUUGUAUUGUUGUCGUAGAUUUUCGAGUUUCUCACAGUUGCACAGAAUGUGCUCGACGGUCAGGCGCGUGUUGCACGGGGUGCAUUUAGGAAUGGGGUUGUUGGCUAUCAUACGUGCGUGGGUCAAUCUGGUGUGGCCGACUCGAAGCCGGGAGAGGAUCUUCUGCUCUAUUUGGUUGUUGCGGUCGAUCCAUACGUCGGGGUAGCCUUUGAUUUUUUGCGUAUGGCCGCGGGAGUUUCGUAAGUAGUUGAUGAAAUUGGUUUGGAUGCUUGCGUUGAACUCUCGAAUGAUAUCGGUUGUUGGUAUUUCAGCCGAGAGUUGGGCGCAUGUCCGCCUUCCGAGGGAGGCCAAUCGAUCUGCGUCAACAUUCCCUUUUAUUCCGCUGUGGCCUGGAACCCAACAGAUGGACAAGAGUGGGUCACGGUAGGCUUCAAUGGCCUGUACGAAAGGGUGCUUCGAUGUUCAGCUUUCGAUGUCCUUUAACACGGAGAGCGAGUCGGUGAAAAUGACCGUCGGGGAGUCUUUUUUCCAUUGCUACUGCCAGGGCGGCAGCCUCUGCUGAGAAGAUUGACCACGAAGAGGGCAAGCGGAAGGAGAGCCCGCUCUCCAGGCAACUGAUCCCCGCUCCCACUCCAUCGUCGGCCUUGGAUCCGUCGGUAAAUAUUCGAAGGUGGCCUGAAUAUUUCCGGUUAACUAGUUUUUGAUAGUGGGCUCCGAUGCGGUUAGGGGGGUUGCCCGCUUUGACGACCAGAGAUAGGCUUCAGUCGAUGUUGUGACUCGGGUCGUUCCACGCACGAUGUCUCACCCGAUGUAGGCGAUUGGCGGUAAGGGGCUGUUUGCGUACUUGUUGUGGAGGUCCUUGGCCAUGGAAAGAGCAAAGCAUUCACCUCCCGAGGUUUUUUUUUCCAAGAAUCCGAGACUUCUCCUGAAUGCUGUUUCUGCAACUGCCCAGCGGCAGGGAAGAACUCCCGCCUCAACGCAGGCUGAUUCGGCAGGUGUACUUGGCAGCAAGUUGGAGGCUAGUCGGACGGCUCCGUGAUACAGCGGGCCGAGGACCUCGACCAGUCUGUCUAGGUUGCGACAAGUCAAUUCGAUGCCGUAGUAUAUCCUGCUGUGGAUUAAGGCGCGGCUCACGUUGAUUGCGGUUUUUCUGUUUUUUUGGGGUAGCGAGAGCAGAUCGUUCGGACCAACCGCUUUCGGCUCUCGCAGUCCCUCUUUAGGUGGCGAAAGUGUGGAACAAGGGUCGCUUUUCUAUCCAGUGUGAUGCCGAGCACUUUCGGCUCUUUUCGGAAAGGUAUCUGGACCCCGUUGAGCGAGACCGGUCUGGCGUUGGCGGGGUGAAAGGAUACGCAGCAGUGAGUAAUCGCACACUUAGAAGCAGCGAUGUUGAAGCCGGUAGCCAGAGCCCAUCGUCCGAUCGCAUUGACGGCGGCUUGAAGAGAGAUCCGGGUGCGGGGGAUCGUUUUUCUCAAGGCGACUAGGAUGAUGUCGUCCGCAUAGACGAACACGUAGACUCCUUUGGGUAGUGAAUCGAAAAUUGAGUUCAUCCUAACUAGGAAUAGCGUUACUGCAAGCACUGAUCCUUGUGGGACUCCGUUGGUCUCCCACAAUUCGUCGGAGAGUUCGCCGCCGAUGUAUACCUGGAAUCGUUGGUCCUUUAGGUAAUUCUGAAUGAAGGCUCUGAGAUUGCCCUGGAUGCCCCAUCGGUGCAUCUCUCACAGUACUCCUUCGCGCCACAGUGUAUUGUAGGCUUUCGCCACGUCUAAGAUGGCGAUGUCGGCAUGUAAGUUUUUCGCUCUCGCUUCUUCGAUCAGUUCCCCGAGGGAUCCCAAAUGGAUUCCUGUCCCGAGUCCUUUCCGGAAGGCAAAUUGGCGGUUGUCAAGAAAUUUGCCUUCUUCCAGCUAUGUAAUCAGCCGACGGUUGACCAUUCUUUCUAGAAUCUUCGCGGUACAUGAAAGAAUGCUUAAUGGACGGAAGUCGCUCGGGGAUCGUGUGCCUUUACUCUUUUUGGGGAAUGGCACUAUGUAGGCAAGUUUCCAGUCGUCUGGGAAGUUUCCACCUUCCCAGAUGCUAUUGAAGGCAUCCAGGAGUGCCCUUUUCCCGCCAGGGGGAAGAUGUCUUAACAUUGGGUACCCUACUCUGUGGGGGCCAACCGAUUUUCCGCGGGUCCUAAGGGCUGCAGUGAGUUCCGUCCAGGAGAAGGGUUUGUUAUAUUCCGCUGUAGAGUUUGGUGAAAAAGUGAUGGGGGUUGCUUCGAGACGUGUCUUGUAUCGGACAAAGGCGACGGGGAGGGCGUCGUUUGCGGAUAGCGAUUGGAAAUGGCUGCCGAUUCUGUUUGCUUGGGUCGGUGAUUGUUACAUCGUUGAUUGCCAGUGAGAAACCGUUUUGUCGCCGUUUACCGCUGAGAGCAUUGACCCGUCUCCAUAACUCAGGUGUUGGGGAAUCUGGGUGUAUGCCGUCCAAGAAGUUGGACCAGCUGAUUCUUGGAUGGUUUUCCUAGCUAGAUUGCGGAAUCUCCUGAACUCGGCUGCUCUUUCAGCACGUAGGGGGAGGUCAAGGGGAGUUUUUUGUAGAAGACGUACUGCUUUCCUACGUGUCUUGCUGGCGGAGGCGACGUCUGGAUUCCACCAGUAGAUGGCGCUGCGGGGCACGACCCCACUAGUUUGAGGGAUGCUUAAUUCUGCAGCUUGGAUAAUCAGUUCGGAGAGCUCUUCCGGGGUCUAGGUGCGGUCACGGUCAAGGUUGGACUGGAAGUCUGCGUCAAAAGUAUCCCAGUCAGCGUUAUCGUACAGCCCCCGGCCCAGGGGGACAGGUCGACGCCGGCGUGAAGGUGGGUCUCCUGGAUGACAAGGCAGAGUGGUUCAAGGCGAGAGAUAAUACUUUGCAGGUCCCUGAGGUUGUGUCUCAGCCCGUUGAUGUUCCACUGAAGGGCGAGGAUAGACAAACCGCAAGCUCCGUAGGAUUUGGGUCGGCUGGUAGGCUGGCUGAUGGAGUAGGUAUAUCCGUCGGCGGUGUUGUGCAAACUGUUACCGAUGCUGGGCGUGCUGUCUGAAAUGGAUGCGGCACUAUUCUGGUCUUGGCGAGAUUUUGGAUUGUGGUGACUUACCCGGGGGGAGCCGGGCCCCCUGCACCGGCAGCCACCGGAGGUUUUUCGGUCGGAACCGCGACGUCCACGGUCAGGGCCGGUGCAGGGGAGGAGGCUUUUUCCCUGGCCGUGCAGCAAUCUAUUUCGGAUAUGGCGAUUUGAUUUUCAGUUGGAUGUUCGGUUUGACAGACGGACUGCCCUUCCGGCGACCGUCGGGGGUGUGGCAGAGGGUCCGCGUGAGUUUGGCCGGUGAAUCGUCUUCCUGGACAUGUGAUAUCCAGGACGUCAGCUGGGCAAACAUUUUCUGAAAGAGGGUUCGGGGCGCUUAGCUGUUCUCGGAGUAUAGAUUGAAGAGCUGAACUUACCCGGGGGGGUAGCCGGGCCCCCUGCACCAGCAGCCGUCGAAGGUUUAUCGGUGGGAUCCGGUACAUCCGCGAGCAGGGCCGGUGCAGGGGAGAAGGCUUUUCCUUAUCGCUCUUGCGCUUGAUAUUCUCGGUUACGGGGUGUGAUUCGUUGGUUAUAUCUCGGUGGCUUAAUACUAGAGUACCGUUUGUUGUGCGCCUUGUUAGGAGGGAUACCGGGUGCCAGGAGCAUCCGGCGAUUGGACUGGGUGAUCGUUGUGUUAAGUCCUUUGGAUGCGGUUUUACUUUUUUGGUUUGUGCUGAUGUGCUGUUUGGCGUUGUAGGUCCCUAUUAAUUUUGCGUCCCGGCUGUCGUGCGCUGAGGCUUCCGGGUGGAUUGCGGCUGGGAGAGUCCAGUUCACCGGUUGGGGAGUACGGUUGUUGGUGGUGGUUCGGGAGGUCAACGCGGGUUAGGCUGCCUGAAGCGAAUUCAGUCGGUUGCCAGGUGUGGAACCUAAUUGGGUGCCAGGAGCAUCUGGCAACGGGGUUUGGUUCUCGGUGGGAUGAGCUUUUAGUGUGAUCAUUCGCUGGUUUCUUUGUGCUAGGGUUCGUCAGUGGGUGUCGGUUUUCCUUCGAUAUUCGUUUGUCUGGAAGAAAUUCGGAGGAGUACAGUUCCUUGGUGGCAGGGGGUGUAUUGCGACUUACCCGGAGGCAAGCCGGGCACCUUGCGCCGGCAGCCGCCGGAGGCUCAUCGACUAUGGUCGGUACUAUCCGGUCAGGGCCGGCGCAGGGGAGAAGGCAUUCUCCCUGAACGUGCGGCUGACAAUUUCGGAUGUUAUGUUGUGGUUUAAAUUUUCGGUUGACUUGUAGUCGUGUUUUGUCCUGCUGAAAUCAGCGGAGGAGUAGCUCAGUUGGCAGUCGUGUUUGGGUGGACUAGCGGGCUGCCCUUCGAGUGACCACAGUGGGUAUGGCAAGGGGUCCGCAUGGAUUGGGUUGACUAUGUCUUCAGUUGUUUGCACGAUGCGAAGCCUGUCAUUCGUUGGUUGCUUAGUACUAAUGUUGGUCGGUAAGGGUCGGAUUCCUUUCUUUGUCUUCUCGGUGUUAGAGCGGGUGGGGGUGGUGAGUUGUCUGCUGGUAGUUCCGAGAGGUACGGCUGUUCGUUGGUGGGAGGAAGUGUAUUGCGACUUACCCGGGUAAAGCCGGGUCCCCUACACCAGCAGCCGCCGGAGGCUCGUCGACUGGAGUCGGUACUACCCCGGUCGGGGACGGUGCAGGGGUGAAGGCUUUCUCCCUGACAGAGCAGCUGGCUGUUUCGGAUAGUAUGUAGGGAACUAUUUCCCCGGGUAGACUACGGUGUGAGAUGAGCUUGUUGGUGUUGAGGUGGUUGUUAGUAGCGUUUGGUGCAGCUGUAGCUGUUUCCUUUGUUUGUAUUUGUUUAAUCAUUGGUGCUAUUUGUUGUAUUUGUUGCAUGGUUUCGUUUAUAAAUUGUUUCAUAUGUUUGAAGUUUAGCUGCUGUUGAUAUUUUCAGAUUUUUCAAUCCGAGAUGAGCUCGCUGCUGUCGGUAGGUAUUUCACGAUUUUUAUUUUGUGGUUGGUUGGGUUUUGAUUUUUUGGUACGGUUCUUUCCUGUGCGAUUCCGAUUCCUUUGCUUUGGGGAUCUUUUUAAAUGGGGCUGCGUGAUUUGUCUGUGUCUUCCGGACGAUGUUCUUGCUUGUAUCUGUUUCGGAUGGAUCUUCUAUCACCGGUACUUCAGGUUGCUGGAUUUGCCUGGAUAUUUUGCAUUCCGUCGAUCGACAUUGCUCUCGGGUCACGGUUGAUUACUGGGGGCCCCAUCGAUUUGAUGGAUUCGCCGGCCUUUUUGGCCAUAAAGUGUUUUUUAACUCCUCAACGAUUUUUCUUAGCGCCGCUAGUUCAUUUCGUAGCCUUUUGUUCUCUUUUUUGUGGAAAUUAAUUCUUCUUUAGGCUGUUGGGUCUCAGUGUCCUUGGUUUCCGUCGUCGGUCGGUUUCCUACCAGCUCCUUGAGCAUGGCGACUUCCCCCAACAGGGCGUUUAUAGUUCGGUCUCUUUCAUCAACUGUGGGCCUGAGAUUUCUUUUAAGAGUGUCUGCAAAACAUUGUUUUGAUUGGCCAGUGCUUUGGCCUCGGGGAACGUUAAAUUUCCAUCGAUUUUCAGUUUGAUGAUUUGCGCUUCCUUCAUUUGAAAUGGGCACUGUUGAUCCCUUGCUGAAUGCUUGUCGCCGCAAUUAACACAUUUGCUCUCCGCUUUGCAAGGAGUUUUUUUGUUGACUUCGUGUUCUCCGCUACAAUUGAGACACACCUCUUUCUGACUGCAUACCCUCGAUCCAUGGCCGAAUUUUCCACAGCGGAAACAUUGCAUCGGGCUCGGAUAGUAUCGCCUAAUUUUAACGCGCAUCAUACCCAGGAAGAUUGUUUCCGGUAGGUGAGAUCCAGAAAAGGAGAGUACCAAAAGCGGAGUGUUUGAAAGGCUACCGUUAACUUUUUUGGUGAUCCUUCGAACCUCUAUGACCCUUUGCCCCUUUAUCUGUUCCAGGAUGAUCGAUGUUUCCAUGUUGAUGGUGUCCAAAUCGUAAAGUAGACCUUGGACUUUGUUCAGGAAUGGGUGCGGGAUUAUUUCGAUCUUCUAACCAUCGGCUAGCUCAUCGAUUUUUAACAGUCGGUCAUGGGUUCUCUGUGAAGAAGUUCGAAGAGCGUACUGGGUCCCUCUUGCCUCUUUAACCGCCGAGACCCAUUUUGUUGGUUCCGUUCCUGAGGCGUUUUUGAGGGUUAAAUGAAUCAGAAAUGGGUUAGUAGGGAGUUUCCCGCAUACCCCAUUUUUAUCUCUAGCCGCGCGCAGUAGUAGUGUUUGUUGGUCGAUGUCAUCGCCAGAGUUCAGGUAGGACGGGAUUGCAUGACUGGGUGACGGCCCCCCUCCCGGGGGCCACUGGUUUUCGCUCAUGAGGUCAAUUGUUCAAUAAAUUGUGUUCUAUGAACAGAAAUUACCUUUCAGUUGUGUGAUCCUGCGUUGGACGGUCUCCCUUAUGUGGGUGGUUUCCCCUUACACUAGACUUUUGGUGUGUAUACCUAAAAAGGUAUUGUACCACCAGACAGGGUCGUCGAGUCUCAAACUCGUCUGAGGUUCGUCACUUCACUCUCGUAUCGAAAACUGGUGCCCGACACUGUUGUCCGAUUUGGAUCUUCCACGUUUGGGGUUCGACACUUAUCACGUAUAUAAGUCACUCACGGUUUGCACUGAUGGGGACGCAAGGUUUUUUACCGGGUUUGAAUUUUCGCGCAAUGGAAGCGCAAUCCGUUCAUCGAUUUAACUUUUCAAACUCAAUGGAGGCGCGAGUUGUUCACCUACUUCAAAGUCUGCACUCCUGGUACUUGCCACUUUUAUCACUGCACAAUUUUUUUUCACAAAAAAGGCCCUAGUAGGCCUGGGUUUUUAUCUCUGUCGGUGGGGGAAGACUUUGGCGGCGUAGCGAAAGGGGAGCGAAAAAGGUCCCGGUAGCGGAACCGAGUGCUGACUUUUUCGGGGAAUCACAGAGCUACAGCGAUAAACACUCAACCGAUCACUCCGAGUGAUUGAUACGAACUGAAUUGUCCAAGGUAUUUUGCAGUGGUCCUUGCAAGUCGACGGCCUUGGGACCUGUAAUAGAGACCACACCGUCAUCGGCAAGCUGCCUUAGCGUGCAGGAAUUGACAAGACAUUUGUCAGUGUCAUUCACGUAAAAAUUGUAGAGAAGAGGGCUUAGACAUGAGCACUGGGGAAGGCCCAUGUAGCUAAAUCGUGAUGUCGAUAAAUCGCCAUGCGAGAAAUGCAUUUGUUUUUCAGACAACAGGUUUAGCAAAAAGUUAUUUAAAAUUGGUGAAAGACCAUGCUGGUGCAACUUCUCAUAAAGAAUGUUGAUAGAAACUGAAUCGAAAGCCCCCGUAAUAUCCAAGAAUACUGAUACCAUCUGCUUUUUGUUAGCAUAUGCCAUUUGAAUUUCUGUUGAGAGAAACGCAAGGCAAUCGUUCGUCCCUUUGCCUUUGCGGAAGCCAAAUUGUGUAUCUGACAGUAAGCCAUUUACUUCGACCCAAUUUUCGAGGCGAAACAAGAUCAUUUUCUCGAAUAACUUCCGGAUACAGGAUAGCAUUGCCAUCGUUCGAUACGAGUUGUGGUCAAAGGCUGGUUUUCCUGGUUUUUGGAUGGCGAUGACACUCACUUGUCUCCAAUCAUGUGGGACAAUGUUACCCUCAAGAAACUUGUUAAAUAAAUUCAACAAGCGUCUCUUGGCAGAGUCUGGUAGUUUCUUCAACAAGUUCAAUUUGAUUCUGUCUGGCCCUGGAGCUUUAUUGUUACAUGAUAAGAGAACAAGUGAGAACUCCACCAUCGAAAACGGUGUUUCGUUCGCGGUAUUGUAAUUCGACGCGGCGCGGUAGAUUUUCUGUGCCGUGGCGAAAUCCGGACAAACCUUCUUGGCGAAAUCGAAUAUCCAACGGUUUGAAUAUUCCACGCUCUCGUUAGUACUGUUUCGGUUUCGCAUACGUCGGGCCAUGCCCCAAAGAGUACUCAUCGACGUUUCUCUUGUUAACCCGUCGACAAACCGACGCCAGUAACUGCGUUUCUUGGCUUUCAUUAAAUUUUUCAUUCGCUUUUGUAAUAUCGCGUACAGUCGAUAGCUAGCGACUAACCCGUCGUUCCGGAAGGCUUUAUACGCGACAGCCUUCUCCGCGUACACGUCUGAGCACUCUUUAUCCCACCACGGGUUGGGAGAACGUUUUUGGGUGUUUACGUCGGGUACUCGUUUCGUCUGAGUUUGAAUCGCGAUAUCGAGAAUGGAGUUGGACAAAAACUUAUACUCUUCCUCCGGGAGAAGUAUCUGUGUUGAAUCGAUAGUUUUGGAUAUCUCAGCAGCGUAGCUCUUCCAAUCAAUAUUUCGUGUGAGGUCAUAGGUAACAUUAAUUGGUUCUGAAGGUCUUGAACGAGUGGUGAUUGCAAUUACAGUCGGCAGGUGGUCACUACCGUGGGGAUCAUAUAUUACUUUCCACUUGCAAUCUAACCGUAGUGGUGUUGAGCAUAGAGAUAUGUCUAGUGCACUUGUUUGUGCUGGUGGUCUAGAAAUUUCGUGUCAUUUCCCUUGUGUUCAGAAUUGUCAUAUUGAAGUUGUCACAAAGGUCUUGAAUUGUCAAGGAUCGGUUAUUGUCGUACAGACAUCCCCACUCUUUACCGUGAGAGUUAAAGUCUCCAAGAAGCAGGUGGGGCGAGGAAAGGUGUUCACGUUGGAGAGUCUUCGAUAUCCCAUCAGGGCUCUAGGAGGAAUGUAGAAUAGAAGCAAUGCAAAGAUCUUAGCACUUUUUGAUCCCUAAAAGUACCCCUCCGUAUGUGUCUUCUCGAUCCAAGCGGAUAAUGUUAAAAUCGUGGAAGUUGAGGUUUACAUUAGAAGUAAACCAUGUUUCACAUAGGGAAAAGGCAUCACAAUUAGUGUAAUCUAGCAAGUGUUUUAAGGGGUUAUAUACAAAGUUGUGGCGAAAAAGUGAGCUAAGUUUGUGUUUUUUUCAAAAGUAUUUUAUGCAAAUUUUAUUUGAAAAAGCGAAAGACAGUUCGUUAGUAGCACCUUCAAAGAUAGUUUUUCGAUAGAAUUUAAAAAAUAUUCAAUGUUGUCGGAGAGAUGGCCCAGCCCCAGAAGCCUGUUUUUUAGGCUGAGGUUUGCGAUGAACGCUCUCCAAGGUGAACCGCUCAACUGAAAUCCAGAAACUAAAAAGUUUAUUGAAGAAAAAUAAAUUGUGGUGUACUUGAACGGAUCGGUUUCCCAAUAAAAAAAAAAAAUUCUUACAAAAAAUCACGUUAACCAAAAAGUUGAGUUUUUUGGUGUUUAAAAUUUUAAACAAAAAUUCAUUGCAAAACAUAAAAAAUUGUGUGAUGAGGAAGGAACCGUACACGACAAUGUAAAUACAAACAAAUCAAAAAAAUAAUUAUGAAAAUCGGAUGAAUAGUUUUUGAGAUAUCGCGUUCACCGCAACGGUACUUUUCAAAAAACUUCAUUCCGAGAUAAUUGCGUUUAAAGUUUUGUGUUAACUUCAUGCGUGGAAGAACCAGCGCGCUGCAAACGGCUAUCAUUUAAAAUCUUGUGUUCCGAUAUGGAUGAAAUUUUGCACAGAUAUUUUCAAAUGUAUUUAUUUUCAGAAUAUUCAAUAAUUUAUUUUUCGAUUUUUUGAGUUCCAACUUUGUAUAUAACCCCUUAAUGAAUCAAUGUUGGGGAUAAUACUUCUGCAGUUCCACAGUAAAACAGUGAUCAGAUCCGUGAUUCCGUUUAAUAAGUUAGCCAUCGAAGGAUGCGUUCGCUGCAAGGAAGGGCCAUUGUUCAGUCAACUGCUUUAACCUUCCGGCAGUCGCGCUAGUGCACUGAGUGCACACUGCUAGCGAAAUCUGAAAAAAAUCUAGCGAAAUUGUCUUAGGGUACUAGCGGGUGCUCGUUCAGUGAGCCAUUUGUGCGACUUUCGGAGGGUUAAAAAUGUUUUUACUGUUGGUAGAAUAGCAACCAGCAAGAUUUUUAGAGGAUCGGUAAUGUUGAAAGCUGUGAAUAUCCAGUCCACAUUGUUAGAGAAUUUAAGGAAUCCCGUUUUAGGUUGAGUUUCUGACAGUAAAAUGGGACCACUUGGGAUUUUUGGUGCCCCGGGAAGUGCUGGGAACUCCUGGUUGUAUCUCAUUUUCCCAAAACCAGGAGAUAUUAUCUUCGGAUUUGUAGCAGCACUUCCAGUUGAUGAAUUUUAUUUGGUACCCUUGUUUGGGACAACCUAGGACCCUUGCGAGGAAGUUCAGGUGAGUCUGGAUUAGGUCUUUUUCUAGAGUUUCCAAGCGAAGCCAAAGAGUGCCCCUCGCAAGGAUCGUUAGAGGCGUUAUCGUCAGUUGGCAAGAGAGCGAAUGAGUUUUCGGAGAUAAGUGGAACAGCUCUUUUAAGCAUUUCUGCGUAAGAGCGUCUGGAGCGAUCUUUGGCGGAUCGCUUCAGUUUAUCCACGCGAAAUUUGUACGUUGGACAUGUCACAAGUACAUGCGGAUUCUCCCCGCAGUAAACACACUUCUCAGCAGGCCUACUGCAAGUAUCAUCCGCAUGGCGUUCCCCACAUUUACCGCACCGUUGCUUGUUGCUACAGUAGGUGGCCGUGUGACCUAGCUACUUGCAAUUGGUACAACCCGCGGUACAAACAGGCGCACAGGUAAACGAGCUCCUCCCACUUCAACGUAGCUCGGAAGUGCAGAUCCGGCUAAGGUUACGCGAAACGAGUCUGAUGGAUAGUAAUUCCCAUCUUCGAUGGGCUUUGAGUGCAAUUGCUUGCACACCAAAAUCUUAACUGAUUGAAGAUUAGGGUCCUUAAAGCGGCCAACCCCAUCAUUCAUCAGAUAAUCGACAGUUAGACCCGCAUCACUGACCACACCGUCGAUCUCCACAUCACGAGAAGGAAUGUAGACGCGAUACUCCAGUGUAAAGAGGCUAUUGCUAACCAUACCAUUGGCCUGUUUCAAAUCAGUAACGACUAUGCGCAGUUUAUCUGACUGAACCUUGUUAAUCUCGGCUACGGCCGAGUAACGUUUUGUCAGCUCCCGUGCAAUAGUUAUGCUGUUUAACGGUUUAUUUUUGGGCCGAAAGUAUAC